Cuscuta epithymum is the source of this 6743-nucleotide messenger RNA. The record is from the annotation of a GenBank genome assembly. NCBI's taxonomy places the organism in Eukaryota, Viridiplantae, Streptophyta, Magnoliopsida, Solanales, Convolvulaceae.
CGCAUUUUGCGUACGCCUUGUGCGUGUAACUAUCAUAAUUGCUUAUUUUGGGAUACGCCAUCUUUAAUUUGCAACUCUCAGAUUUUCUGGAUUUUCUCUUAAAUUCGCAAUAUUUUUUGAAUCUGUAGAAAUUAAUGGCGAUGUUGGGAUGUUUUACGUCUAUAAAUAGUUCUCUGUUGGGUGUUUCACUCGAAUUCUUGAAGUUGUGUUGAGAUUUUAAUGGCAAUGGUUCAAGAAGAACCUGCCCAGAAGUGUAGCAAUAGUAGUAGUGGUGAUGGUGGGGGAGGUGUUUGUAGUGGUAGAUCUUUGAAAAAGCUUAAACAGAAAAAAGUGCCCCAAAGAGGAUUAGGGGUUGCUCAGCUAGAGAAGAUUAGAUUAGAGGAACAGCACAGAAGGGAGAACAAUGCUUUCCAAGCAGCUAGUAAUAGUGUUUUCUCACCUAGCAUCUUGCUGCCUAAUAUCUCCUCAAGGUCUCACCUUUCUCCUCCAUCAAUCCAUUCCCCUCCUGAUCUCCCCUCAUGUCUCCCAAAGUUUGAUCAUGAGGGUGGUGAGAGGGGUAGAUCGGGCUUGAUGAUCCCGGGCCACAGUCAGUGGCCCAAACUGUGGGAUGGUGAAUACAAUCUCGAAGGAGGAGAGAGUCGAAGGCUGGAUCAACUUGGGUAUCCAUUAUGGCCGAACAUAAACAUGCCUAUUGAACCGCAUUCUUCAGUUUUGCCACUCCCAACUGCAUUGCAGAGAUCACAGCAAUAUCAGCAGCCUGCUUCUUCAUCAAUGGUUAGCAAACUAAAUACCCAUAUAUUAUUAUUAACUAGUUUCUGGACGCGUGUUGGGUGAUAAGUAAAUGCCCAUUAUAAAUGGUUAAUUUUGGUUUACUUCGUUGGUUGGUAUAACUAUGAUCUAAGAAUUUGCACACAAAGUUGUUAAGUAGGACAUUAGAAUAGGUUAAGGUGCAUGCUACUCUAUGAAAUCUGUCAAAUUGUAUUCUAUGGGUGUUGUUAGGAUUUAUUUUUUAGAGGAUAAAAUCUGGAUUUAUCAAGUGAAUUGGAAUAUUGGAUAUAUACACCCAGUCUUAAAGGAGUAAAAAAUGGCCUACAUUCGCCAAAACAUAAAAUCAGUUGUUCUCCUCAGAUUUUUUUAAUGAGAGUUACUCUGUCUGCCAUGAAGAGAAAAUGACCCUCCUGUUUUAGAAUCUUAGAACUAAUCGAUUCAAUUAGAUCUUUAAACUCAGCAGCUUUUCAAAUUCUUUAUCUAGAAAAGUUCUCAAGCAAGUUAGAGGAAUAUCUAUUCACAAAGUUCAUUAAGAUUUCUUUUAAUGAGAAAAGGUCAAUCCAAAAUUAGAUGUCUGGCCUGUGGUUUUUAUUUUUUAAAAUGUGAUUAAAAUGUGCUAGUACAUCCGAAAGCACAUGAAGACUAUAACGAAGUAAAUUUCUUUUAAUAUUUUAAAGAGUAAUACGGUUUAUUAGUGCUAUGAUAACUUUAUUAGUAUAACUAAAUAGCGUGGGGCCAUGGAACCAUUGAUAAAGCAACACUAUGAGAUGAAUACAUGAUAAUUUGUUUUUAAGUCUUAUUAGCACUACAUAUUUUUACAUUACUAUGAAUUGCAUUUUUUUACCCCUUUCAGGUAUAUCUGGUAAAAAAGCGCAUGAAUGCGUAGUUAUGACAUUUGUGGCACAUUAUUAGUAACCUUUGGACUUCAUAUUAUCAAAAUCUUAUUAGAAAGAGUAAGUCUAAUAUAGUUGAAGUUGUUGUAAUGCACUUUUAUCAUGUGUUCACCUCUAGACCUGUGGAUAACAUAAAAGGGCAUAAAUGAAAAUAUAGCCACAAACACAUACGUAGUAUUGGCCACCCUCAAACUAAGUAGGGCUGCAUUGUUAAUUCAUACUACGUAUUAUCUAUUGAAAAGUAAGAAAAAAUGAUUUCAAAAUAAAAAACAGUACAUUGUAUGAAACAUGACUUGCUGUUAUGAUUUCAAUUAUCUUUUAAAAGAGAUAUUUAGAAAAAACAACGGUAAGAAGAUGGAAUAUGACUGCCCUGUCCAAAUGACACCUUAUGAUUAACAAAAGACGCGCUUAACAUUUUUUGCCAAAACAAAAGUAUAUCUUCCAAAAGGAAUAUUAUUUGGAAGGAAAGUCAUAAGAAAAAAUGGGCAUGUUAAGGGGGUUAGGAAAUAACAGGUAAACAAAGUUGGAGAAAUAAAAUGCAUAUCCAAUGUGAAAAUGGACAAAUUUCAGUCCACCUAAAAUGAUAAUUAACUCAAUUUGAGACUAAAAUAUACAUGAUACACAGGAAUAUAAUUUUUAGCAUUUGGAUAAAAGAAAAAACAAGAACUUUCUCUGCAAACCGCAUUUGUAUAACUGUAUUUUUGUUGAAACGAUUACAUCCAGUGUAUUGAUUAUUAAAUUUGUACCCACUGGAGUGGCUUGAUAGCAAUCUGUUUGCAAACUUUACUGUUUUAUUAUAAAGAUGGGCAUAAACACAUAUGAGCCACCCUCAAACAAGAGUUCAUACAUACAGAAACUUUACUUAUGCCCUAUAUACUACAGUAGGCACUACUACCGCUCUGUUUCGAUCAAAACAUAAAAUGAAUGGUUAUGUCAUUAUUCUUUUACAGUUGUCAAAUUACCCAGUCAAUUAUAAAUGAAGAGUCAACCAUAAACCACACCAGACAAUUGGUUAAAAUAUUCCUAUAAUAUUAGUGAUAUUAGUGAUACUUUUGUUAAAAACAAUACCACUAAUGAUACUUUUGAUAGAAAUAUCGCACUAUGUAUCAUAAUAUUUAAGUGUCACUAAAAUGUAUUGAGCUGGAAUGAGUUGAACACGAGGGCAAGUGGGCAACACACUCCUCUUGUAACUUGUCACACUUUGGGAUACUACUGGCCUGAUUAGACCAAAAUAUAAUAUGAUUGCGUAUGCCAUUACUCUUACAGUUGUUGAAUUUUCCACCAGUGAAAGUAUACCUAAACUAUAGUCUAUUACUAAUACUUUCGUUAAAAACUGUACCACCAGUGAUACUUUUGAUAGAAAUAUUGCCCUUUGUACCAUAGUAUUUAAAUGUUUCACUUAAAUAUAUUGAGUUCGAAUGAUGUGGGGUAUUUUGGUGGAGUAAUUUUUUCUUUACUUUUUACAUUUUUAAUCAACCAUGUUGUUUUAAUGUUGUUUUCACACUUUUACCGGUGUGUUUAAAUACAUGACUGGUCUUAAGCAUUAGCUUGUUUGAGAAUCCUUACAAUCCAACUUUAGUUUUCUCAUAGUGUGCGGUCAAGGAUAGAUUAGUGGCAGAUUAUUACUACAUGUCCAUAUACAAUACACUUUGCCUUCAAAUUGAAAUGCUUCUCAAAAUUUUCAACCAGGGAAGUGGUUUUCGAAGUGCAUGCGGGAAGUUAGUUAGGAGCUGCAUGUUUGUGUGUCUACUAUACUCCAAAUGCUAAAUUGCUAAUUAUAGUGACAUUUAGAAAAUUAUUAUUAACCUUUAUUAAACUGGAACAUUAUUAAAGAGGAGUAGUAGUUUACAAAUUGAAAAGGAUAAUAAAAAAAAGGUAGCCCUCAGACAAGAGCUUAUGCCUACAAAUGUCCUGAACAUGAAGUUCAGAGAUAAAGGAGAGGUAAAUUAUAAGUAAUCUUCAUGUAAUACAUGAUUAUAUAUUAAAUGUAACAAUUAGUAACCGUUGUACUACAUUUUAUCAAAGUCCUAUUUAAGUAAUGUGUGCCCUAAAUACUCCUGUGGGGUAACAUAGGUGGGCAUAAAUGAAAAAUAGGCGUAAACACAUUUUAGCCAUCCUAGAAAAAGAGCUUUAUAACUAGUCCUACAGAAACUUGACAUAUGUACUAAAUACUACUAUCGGCACUACUACAGCUCUUAUUUGGAACAUUCUUAAAGUGGAGCAGUAGCUUAUAGAGUAAAAAGGCUUAAUAAAGAUGGGCAUUCCUCCAACAAGGGCUUAUGAAGUAACUUAUGCCCUAAAUACUAAUGUGGGAUAACACGGAUAGGCAUAAAUGGAAAAUAAGUGUAAACACAGGUUAGCCUCCCUCAAACAAGAGCUCGAGCCUACAAAAACUUGACUUAUGCCCUAAAUACUAUUUCGGUCACUACUAUAGGUCUAAAUUGACCAAAACAUAAUGUAAAUGGUGAUGUCAUCACUCUUUUAGAGUUCUUAUUCAUGGACAAAGUGGACUAUUGCAAAUGUUCACUUCACAAAAAUGAGAGGAAAAAAUUAUACAUAAUAUUAAUAUAUACACUAUCUUAGUAUCUUAUAUAUAUGUUCUUCAUAUCAUAUGUGUUUAUAUAAUAAACGUAAUCCUGUGACAUGUACAAGGGUUAUACUGGCGUAUUCCCAGUGUCAACAAUGCACUUUGCAUACAUUCAAGCGUAACUCGAAAUAUAAAGCCGGCUUGUGAUUUCACAUGAACAAAAUGUAAAAUAGGCAUAUUCUUAUGCUGCAAGAGUACAAGCAGAGAGUAAUGAAAUAGAAUACGGAAACACAAAAAAAGAAACUGAAACGCAGUAGCGACAGGGGCUAGGGAAGGAGAUAUGACAGUUCACUGUGAAGUCGAGAUUCGAGAAAACGGAAAGAGAACUUACCUGUUAGCGCCACAAGAAGGAAACGAAGGGAGCCGCUUGGUGAGGUUAGCGUGCAGAAAGGAGCAGCUGGGUGUAGUAGGGUUAGGAGUGCUGAGAAAUGGAGAGAAAUGGAAGGUGUGUUCAAAGUGACAAAUUGACGAUGAGAGAUGGAAAUCAAAUGGGAAGAUAAGUUCUUUUUUAAUAGAGUACAGCUGGUAGAGCACAUUGUACAACUGACUAAGCAAGAUGAUUACACUAACAUUUUCCCCUUCCCUUCAAUAUCCUAACCUUCAUUGGCUAUUAUAAGAUUGUAAGAUAAUAUUAAGAUCAAUAUUAAUAUAGUAAUAGUUAUUAUUAUUCUUUUAUAUCCUGUGACUGAUUUGUGAAUGUUGCAGGUGAACAUCUUGUCUGGGAUUUCAUCAUCAACGUCAUCUUUAAAGAAUUUUCAGACAGAGCCCCCUUCAAACCAAAUUUACCGUGAUAACGAUUACAUGCCACUGUGGCCUGAGGAAGUGAAGAUGGUUGGUGUCAAAAGGCCAUAUCCUUUCUCUCCAGAAUACCCGCCAGUUCCAUCAUUUAAUUGCAAAUUUCCUCCUGGUUAUGCUUCUUCCACAUCGAGGGCAAAUAAUGAACCAACAUCCUGUGGCAACGGUAGCGUAGCUAAUGUAUUAGAAUCACACAAUCUUCCUAUCAGGGAAGGCACUUCAAGCUCACAGUUUGAGUCCAACUCAAGAAGUCUUAACAGAGAAAAUGGAGGUCUUGAUGGAGAUUUCCUCUCAUUGGCCCCUCCGGCCGAUGCAGCUUCUUCAUCACAAAUAGAUCAUAGAUACCACCAUUCAUCCAGAAAUCAACUCCCCCUAAAUCCUGAAGCAUCAAAUCAGGUGACCUAUAGUAAUAAUUGUUACAUUUUUCCAUUUGUUUUUGUUUUUAAUAUUUAACUCGUAUUACCAGUACAAUAUGUGGAGAUGAGAGAUGACUCCCUAGUCUCAUCCAUGCAAGAGACUUAUACAUGCAAUUAGUCCCUGAGGCCAUUGGCAUUGUCUUAGUUUUCAGUUUGUGCAAUUAACUGAUUUGUAGCUUAGGGAUGGAUACAGUCAUAGUUGUUUUCCUAAUAUAGCAUUACUUCUUUGGAAACAUGAUUUCCAUCUGGGUUGUUUUCCUAAUAUAGCAUUACUUCUUUGGGUACAUGAUUUCCAUCUGGGUUGUUUUCCUAAUAUAGCAUUACUUCUUCGGGCACAUGAUUUCCAUUUGGGUUAUUUAUUAAAAAAUACACGACCUUUGCUGCCUUCUGUGGUUUAAUCACGUCUUUUAGAUUUUUUCAAUCUGUUAUGCAUGCUUCUUAAGUUUUGCACUUUCAUAUGCAAUGUUGAUGAUCUACUUGAUUUUGCUUACAUUAUGACUGGAGAACUUGCCUUUUGCCAUGUAGAUUGCCAAGUUGUAUGCAUGCCUGUAUUCAUGUCUUGUGUGUUUAUCUGCUUUUGCGUAGUGUAAUAUGGGACCACAAAGUCAGUUCCAUCCUUUUUCAAGAACUUCAUAGCACUAUAAGCGUGGCAAAGAAUAAGCGUGUAUUUGGUCAGCUAUCAACCUUGUGUUAGUUUUGUAUAAUUUGCAAAUUUCGUAAGUGGUCUAUACGAUUCAUAAAAUUAAAAGAAAAUCAUAAAAUCAGAGUCCGCUGAAGGUCUUGUAUUUUUAUAUGACAACAAAUAACCCAUUUCUAUUUUGAUUUUUGUUGUCUUUUUUUUUUUGACUAAUUCCACUCUCAAAUUAAUAUAGAGAGGUGGUGAAGAGAAAAUGAAACGGCCAGGAAUGAAUGGAUGGGGUCAACCACACAUCUUUAGCUUCUUCCCGCCAACUAAGGUGCAAAGUGAUCUUGAAGAAAGCUCUAAAAGAAGUGACAAGAGUGAGUCUAAUGGAGUUGUAGAUCUGAACCUGAAAUUAUAGAUAGCAGCAGCUUGUCAACCUCCUUUGAUGAUUUUCCCAUGUUACUACAUUUAGUGUUUCCAUAUAUGGUUUCUACAAUUCUACUCAUUCAUUUGCACCGGUGGAUGAAUGCUUGAUUCUUUCUAUCUUGUCCUUGAUAUGAAAUAGUUUCCACGCGGGUAGAGAGAAAUAUAUGCACUUGAGUUGGAACAUGAAACCAACACCAACUUCUCGGCUGUGUUAGCAUUGUUUGGUAUCCUGUAGG